AUGCAGUCUCCUGGGAAGUCCCUGAAGGAAGCGCUGGUCUGCGCUCAGAGCGAAGGCCGGCUCACCGUCGGCGUCUACGAGAGCGCCAAGAUCAUGACCGACGACCCGGACAGCGUGUCCUUCUGCGUCCUGGCCACGGACGAGGAGUUCGAGUGCGACAUCGCCCUGCAGAUCCACUUCACCCUCAUCCAGUCCUUCUGCUUCGACAACGACAUCAGCAUCGUGAGAGUGAGUGACAUGCAGCGUCUGGCCGAGCUGGUGGGAGGCAAGACGCAGCAGCUGGAAGACGCGCACUGCGUCCUCAUCACGAGCCCGGCGGACGGGUCUUGGGAGGACCCCUCUCUGGAGAAGCUGCACCUGUUCUGCGAGGAGAGCCGGCGUCUGAACGACUGGGUUCCUGAGAUCAGCCUCCCGGAGCGCUGAGCCGCCGCGGCGCCCCC
Messenger RNA from Salarias fasciatus (jewelled blenny), 440 nucleotides. Its product is annotated as growth arrest and DNA damage-inducible protein GADD45 gamma-like. Gene Ontology annotation, biological process: regulation of cell cycle. The coding region runs from base 1 to 423 and encodes 140 amino acids. Gene Ontology annotation, cellular component: nucleus; cytoplasm. The record is from RefSeq and is a predicted model, not a curated record. The transcript has 3 exons. NCBI's taxonomy places the organism in Eukaryota, Metazoa, Chordata, Actinopteri, Blenniiformes, Blenniidae.